Molecule: messenger RNA, 1089 nt
Organism: Lathyrus oleraceus (garden pea)
Lineage: Eukaryota; Viridiplantae; Streptophyta; Magnoliopsida; Fabales; Fabaceae
Product: probable glutathione S-transferase
Exons: 2
Coding region: 81-740 (219 amino acids)
Biological process (GO): glutathione metabolic process
Cellular component (GO): cytoplasm
Molecular function (GO): glutathione transferase activity
Source: RefSeq, a predicted model, not a curated record
UAGAGUUGUAAGCCUUGGUUUUUUUUUAUCACAGCCACUCAUUUCUGCUUCCUUUUUUGUUAUCCGCUCUAACUGCAGCCAUGGCUGAUGAAGUGAUUCUUCUAGAUUACUGGCCAAGUCCGUUCGGGAUGAGGCUCAGAAUAGCCCUUGCCGAAAAGGGUAUUAACUAUGAGUACAAAGAUGAAGACUUGAGGAACAAAAGCCCUUUGCUGUUACAGAUGAACCCUAUUCACAAGAAAAUCCCUGUUCUCAUUCAUAAUGGCAAACCCGUUUGUGAAUCUCUCAUUGCAGUUCAGUAUAUUGAUGAAGUUUGGAAUGAUAAAUCUCCUUUGUUGCCUUCUGAUCCUUAUCAGAGAUCACAAGCUAGAUUCUGGGCUGAUUUUGGUGACAAGAAGAUCUAUGAAAUUGGAAGGAACCUUUGGACUAAAAAAGGAGAAGAGCUAGAAGCUGCAAAGAAGGAAUUCAUAGAAGCCCUCAAAGUGUUGGAGCAAGAGUUGGGAGACAAGAGUUAUUUUGGAGGAGACAAACUUGGUUUUGUGGAUGUUGCACUUAUUCCAUUCUACACUUGGUUUAAAGGCUAUGAGACUUUUGGUAACCUCAAUAUAGAGAAGGAGUGUCCCAAGUUCAUUGGUUGGGCUAAGAGAUGUAUCAAGAUUGAGAGUGUUUCUAAGUCUAUUCCUGAUCAGGAUAAGGUCUAUCAGUUCAUUGUGGAGAUCAGGGAGAAGAUAGGCAUUGAGUAAUUGGGUAUUACGUUUUAAUAAACGGUGAGUUUGGCAAAAUCAUGAAGCUGUCUUGAUUUUGUUGAAGUUUCAGAUGUAGCUUCUACCAAAAUUGCAGUGGCUUAUUGUGACUGUGUCAUUCUUACCACGAAUCAGAACAUGCACGGAAUGAUUUCAGUUGUUUAAACCUUUCUGUUAGAAUAGUUAUGUAAUAAAAAGGCACUUUGAGGUGCCUUACUUUGUGGUUUUAGUAGGUAAGAUCUGGAAAAACUUGUGAGUUGUGAUUGAUCUUUGAUCUGUUUGUUUUUUGAAUUGAAUGUUUAUGCAUUGUUAUGCAUGGUGUAAUGUGAAAUCAUUUACUUUUUAGUAA